GGUGCAGCAGCGCUUAAGUUGUACUGGGAAGGUUGGCACACCGGUUUUCUUGCGCAUAACUGGGAAGUUUGAAGUAUACCCAAGGGAGUUCAGAUAACUUUUACUGAUUUAAAAGGACUUCUUUUUUAGUUAUAACUGCGUUUUUUCGUUCCUGGGAGCGGUGACAAGUGUCUUGGCGACUUUUUUGCCGUGCGUAAUUGUUCUUCCAAGCUCCAUCAGAAAGACUCCCAGACGAGACUUUGCGUUUAAAGGAAGGACACUGCAGACGAGGAUACGAUGACAGCAGUCAGAAUGGUUCCAUCAGUGCUGCUGCUGAUGCUGAUGCACUCCGGAGCUCUUUGCGCACGGCGGUUCCGGGGUGGCCGCAACCCGCAACCACGACGCGCAGCACCUCCUCCCACGUACCGGGCGGACCGGGUUGACACCACGGAGAGCUUCCCUCUGGAUUUCACCGCCGUGGAGGAGAACAUGGAUAACUUCAUGACACAAGUGAAGAACCUGGCGCAGUCCCUCUACCCGUGCUCCGCGCAGAAGCUCGACUACGACAUGAAGCUAAACUUUUUGGGGAAUACGUCAGUAACUUGCAAUGACGGAAGCCCCGCUGGGUACUACCUAAAGGAAUCUCGAGGCAGCAGACGGUGGUUGAUAUUCUUAGAAGGUGGCUGGUACUGCUUCAACAGAGAGAACUGUGACAGCCGGUAUGAGACAAUGCGGAGACUGAUGAGCUCAUCCAAAUGGCCCCAAACUAAAACAGGCACGGGGAUCCUGUCUCCGCUGCCCGAGGAAAACCCUCACUGGUGGAAUGCCAACAUGGUGUUCAUCCCGUACUGCUCCAGUGAUGUGUGGAGUGGAGCUACGGCCAAAACAGAGCAGAAUGGUUAUGCCUUCAUGGGCUCACUGAUUAUCCAGGAGGUUGUGAAAGACCUGCUGAAUAAAGGUCUGGACAACGCCAAAGUUCUGCUGUUAGCAGGAAGCAGUGCGGGUGGUACUGGCGUCCUCCUGAACGUGGACCGUGUUGCAGAGCUGCUGGAGGGACUCGGCCACACCGGGAUCCAGGUUCGAGGACUGUCUGAUUCAGGCUGGUUUUUGGACAACAAGCAGUACCACUGCACAGACUGUGUGGAUGCCGUCAGCUGUUCCCCCACAGAGACUAUAAAGAGAGGCAUCAGGUACUGGGGAGGAGUGGUGCCAGAGAGGUGUAGGCAAACCCAUGAGGGAGAGGAGUGGAACUGUUUCUUUGGAUACAGGGUGUUCCCAUCAAUCAGAAGCCCGGUGUUUGUGGUCCAAUGGCUGUUCGAUGAGGCGCAGCUGACAGUCGACAAUAUCCAGCUAACAGGCCAGCCUGUGCAGGAGGGGCAGUGGCGCUACAUCCAAAACCUGGGCAUUGAGCUGAGGAACACACUUAAAGAUGUCCCGGCUAUGUUUGCUCCAGCGUGCCUAUCGCAUGAAGUUAUCACAAGAAAUUAUUGGAUUGAUGUCCAAGUCAAAGGCACCUCCCUGCCCCGAGCGCUGCACUGCUGGGACCGCAGCCUCCACGACAACAGGAACAACAAAGCCCCGCCCAAAGGCUGCCCCGUACAUUUGAUCGACAGCUGCCCGUGGCCGCACUGCAACCCCACCUGCCCCACCAUCCGAGACCAGUUCACAGGACAGGAGAUGAACGUCAUUCAGUUCCUUAUGCACAUGGGCUUCGACGUGCAGAAGAUGGCCCAGCAGCAAGGCAUGGACCCCAGCAAGCUACUGGGCAUGCUCAGCAGCGGCAGCUAAAGGGACGCGUGCACACAGCACCUCCAAGCUAACGCCAAGCAGGGCUGGCUGUUCGGCCUCCUCCUGCCUGAUACCUCCAACUAAUACUCCAUCUUCACAACCCAUUCUACCUUUAGUCUAGUCCACUUUGACCUCCAGUCUACUCCAGUUUGAGCCUCAGUCAAACACGGGGGCUUAGAUUUGUCCCAUGAUUCCUUUCCUCACUCCUGGUGACAGGGGCAACAUGCCACAAUGACAAGGCACAACUCUCGGCUACUCUCUGUUUAAAUUAUCUUUUGCUUUGUAAAAGAAAAAAUACCACGAAUGUAAUCCAGUUUUAAGGAUGCUCAUUGAUGUUUUUUAAAUAUUUUUUUCAUCCUUCUAUAUAGAUUAUAUAUAGUAAUUGUUUUAAAAAAGAAUACGCCAAAAUGACAUAAGGAUGCUGUUUUUUAAGUAGUCAUUAUAGAGUUUAUAAGGGUUUAUUUGUGUUUCAUAGUUGGGCUCUAAUAACACCACAUCACUCUAAAGCAUACAUCAAAAUAGAAACAGGGACAUAUGAAGAGAAAAACACAAAUUUUGUAUUUGGAUUUCUAAAAACACAUGAUGAACAUAAGGGAGACUAAACUGAUACCAACUCUAUGGAAGCCAAAAAUGACCAUGCUGCAAUAAAUUAACUAAUACUGAAUUUCAACAUAUUAUGCAAAUUGUUAUAUUCUCAUAAGACUUAAAAAAAUGAUUAUCAACCUCAUAUAAAAAAAAAAUCAGGAAAAAAAACAGAUCAGGAGUACAAUGCCAUCAGAAAAGUACCACAAGAUCUAGCACAGACAAAUGUGCAUCCUGUCUCUCUGUCACAGAAAAAAGAGGAUUGUCCCUUUAAUUCAAAGAUAUUAUACAUAAAUGCAUCACCAAAGUCAAUGCAAGCCCCUUUCACAUAUGCAUUUCAGACCAGUGGUGCUUAUCUGGUGUUGCCUCAGGAUCCACCAUCAACUCCUUAAAGAGUUAUCACAACCCAAGUUUCUGUAUUUGUUAAUUUCCAAUCAGAUUCAUUUAAUUAAACACUGAGCUGGCUGGAGUUCAGACAGUAAAAAGGGGUCAGAAACUGAAGAAAAUACUGUAAAGUUUCCAGGAAAAGUAUCAUAGAGGAUUCCUAAAAGUUUCUGAGACAUGUCCCAUAUAAAAGUUCCAAUACUUUUCUUGGAAGGUUCCCAAAAAUUCUGAACCAAACCUUCUGGAAAACACUACUGAAAGGUUCUGAGAAAAGUCCAAAUAUUUACUGGUGAAUAUUCCAAAAAGUUCCUAGUUAUUUGUGAAAUGUCUUUGGAUUUACAGAGAAUAAUACCAAAAGUUUCUGGGAAAAUUUGCCCACAGAAAACUUUAAAUUACUUUAAGUUUCCUAGAAAAGUUCACAAGGAAAUUCCUCAAAGAUUUCAGAUAAAUUGACACAGAAAAAUUGUGAAUAAUCCUGAAACGAUUCUGUCAAGCUCUGUUUUGGUUUCCUUUCUGCUUUCAAAAACUUAAACUUACUGAAACAAACACGUUCAAAAGCGCUUCAUAGCCUCUUUGACAAUUUUUGCUCCAAGCACCCACUCCCACUUUUGGGUCCCAACUCAGCAGUUGAAAAUCACUGCUCCAGGCAAUUUCCUGCAAAUUUCAGAACAUUUCAAAUGAACACUAUGUCCAAUGAGAUGUAUCUACAGUAUCAGUAAAUGAGUGGAAAAGGACAUACUAACAUGCAAAAAAGAGUAUGAAGCAAUCACACUAUAAUCACUAAGAUUCCCCCCAUUGUUAAAUUCGUUGCGUGACAUAAAUUCCCACUCUGUAGUGGGAAAUUUUCCAAGAAACUGGCAAGUAAAAUUGCAGAACUAGUUAAGGUAAAAAACACAUCUGUUUGUGUCCACACAUGCAGCUCAACUGGAAGAAGUUGGGAAAUAUUCAGGGGAGAAAUGUAUAUGUGAAAGGGGCUUGAGAAAUCUUAACAGCUGGACAUAGACUUGCUGUUUAACCUUGUGUUUCUAUGAAAGUCCAGCUGAGUCAUGAGCAUAACUGUGCGUAUGUACUUGACUUUACAUGUGUUACUGGAGGGCAUCCCUAGAGGGCACACAAGAGAGCUCAGGCACAUAAAACUACCUAAUUUGUGUAAUGUUAACUACAAACAAAGCAACACUUGAGGAUGCAAUGUGAAUUCAGAGAUCAGUGUCAUCAAAUCAGCGCAGACCGAUGACCGACAGCAUUGUGUAAACUCUGUUUAAGUUACGAUUUCCUCCACGCAUGAUUGUGCGAGUGACCGUGGUAACAGGUGCCAUUUAGCCAUAUGCAUGCACAGAUCUGUCAUUAAAAACUCUCAAAUGAUCUCUGUUAUAUUUACAGACAAAAUAACUAUUUUAGAUGAAAAUUUUGCCAGCCUAGCUGUUCUUGGCCUCCAUACACCACUCAGCUUGUGCUGUAAUGCCAUGUUGGAUUAAUAGUCUUUAUACAUUUGGCUACUAAAAAUGAAAGAUUCAAACAGUCAUAUAUAUCAGAACUUUUACUCUGUUGAAACAGAACUACAGCAUGUGCUAAGACAAAAUGACAAAAUAUCAAUGCAUAAGUAACUAACUUCAAACACUGUUUAAAUGUAAGUCUUAUUUACAGAUUUAACAGUAGCUUCGAUGUCAUUAUCGCCCGGUUUUGACGUUCCCUGAUGGUGCUAAUGUGGACCUGGAAACUGUAUAAGGGCCUAUUAGUACCUUUUACAUACACCACAGUGCCAUUACAUCUAGUCUAUACCUCUUUUUCAAUGGUCCGAUCAUUACAAGGCGACUGUUCAAGCCCGAUCACAGGGUACACAUUCAUGUUCUAUCACCUCAGUAGUUCAGCAAUCCUCCGAUCAAUGCAAUGAACAUUUAAAGGGAGACAAAUAACGUGUAUUGUAUAUUUUUUUGAGUAUUUGUAUAGGUUCUUUCAAGUGUUCACUAUUGUAACUCCCUUCUUAUAUUUCAUAAUAGAGAUCACUUUUUAAUAUAAUGAUGAUGUUGUAUGUAAUGAUGUCUUUAUAAAUGAUGUUUUUAAAGGACCUCUAUUUCGCAUCACUCCAGAGAAGGAAAAGGUAUUACUAAAUGUAAUUUUAUUCUGUAACAUAUUUUUUAACAGAAAAGAAAA
Messenger RNA from Cheilinus undulatus (humphead wrasse), 4884 nucleotides. It is a transcript of the gene notum1a, whose product is annotated as notum, palmitoleoyl-protein carboxylesterase a. NCBI's taxonomy places the organism in Eukaryota, Metazoa, Chordata, Actinopteri, Labriformes, Labridae. Gene Ontology annotation, molecular function: hydrolase activity. The coding region runs from base 277 to 1767 and encodes 496 amino acids. The transcript has 11 exons. The record is from RefSeq and is a predicted model, not a curated record.